Sorex araneus (European shrew) is the source of this 2783-nucleotide messenger RNA. It is a transcript of the gene PEMT, whose product is annotated as phosphatidylethanolamine N-methyltransferase. Gene Ontology annotation, biological process: phosphatidylcholine biosynthetic process. The transcript is spliced from 7 exons. Bases 241 to 840 code for a protein of 199 amino acids. Gene Ontology annotation, molecular function: phosphatidylethanolamine N-methyltransferase activity. Lineage: Eukaryota; Metazoa; Chordata; Mammalia; Eulipotyphla; Soricidae. The record is from RefSeq and is a predicted model, not a curated record.
GUGUCGGGGCUGGAGCCGAGGUGAAGCUCCCGGAGGCGGUGGGCGGGAGAGGACAGGCGUGCACCGCCUCUGGGUCAAAGCAAAUCUUUGAAGUGGGCGGGGAGGGGUGUCCCUCGCCGGGGCCAAAGUCUAAACCCGCGGGGGGCUGCACGCAGGACUACUUAUAGCUACGACCCGCAGCCCCGGGCCUUUAGCCUGCCCGCCGCCAGCGCCUCCAGAAGCCAGGCAGACCUCUGCAUUAUGAGCCGGUUGCUGGCCUACGUGGACCCCUUUGAUCCCAGCUUUGUGGCUGCCGUCCUUGCCAUCGCUUUCAAUCCUCUCUACUGGAAUGUGGUUGCAAGAUGGGAACAGAGAACGCGCAAGCUGAGCAGAGCCUUUGGGUCUGCCCACCUGGCCUGCUACGCCCUGGGCAGCACCAUUCUGCUGCUGAACGUGCUGCGCUCGCACUGCUUUACCCAGGUCAUGCUGAGCCAGCCCCGGCUGGAGAGCCUGGACGGCCCCGUCACCUACCUGCUGGGCCUUGUGCUCCUGGGAGUGGGCAGCGUGUUUGUGCUGUCCAGCUUCUGGGCCCUGGGCUUCACCGGGACCUUCCUAGGUGAUUACUUCGGGAUCCUCAAGGAUGCACGAGUGACCUCAUUCCCGUUCAACGUCCUGGACAACCCCAUGUACUGGGGCAGCACUGCCAACUACCUGGGCUGGGCCCUCAUGAACGCCAGCCCGUCCGGCCUGUUGCUGACCGUGGUCGUGGCCCUCAUCUAUGUGGUAGCCAUCCUGUACGAGGAACCCUUCACUGCCGAGAUCUACCGGCAGAAAGCUGCCCAGUCGCACAAGCGGAGCUGACGCCGCGGUUUUGUCCGUCGGAGAGAAAACGGUGCCGGGCUUGCUCGGCGAGGCCCGGCCAGGGCUGCUCCAGUGCCUUGCUUCCCGCUGCCCCGGGGUCCCUGGACAUGCGGCUCUGUGGCCGCCGAGCAUCCCUGCAUACCACACCCUGCUGCACAAUAAAGGAACCCUGAAUCCAGCACCCCUCUCCGUCUGGCCAGGGUGGGGCAGGGGACAUGUGGGCGCCUGGCCCGACCCUGAGGUCAGCACCCCAUCCAUGCACAGGGACUGCCCACCUCAGCCCUGGCUCAGGCCAGGACCAGGACAUGCCCUUGUGUCGCUCGGGACGGCCUAGGAAGUAGAGAGUAGACACACGGCUUGGGGGGCAGCACGGCAGGGGUGAGGCCUGGUGCCCAUGCAGGCUCGGCUGGGCCACAGCAUGGGAGGGCACCAGCCACGUGCCUCUCGGGCUCAACCUGGCACUAAUACUCGCAGAAAACUGGGCUGGGACACUUGGUUGCUCCAAACCCCGUGUUUGGAGACAGGUGACUGGUGGGUGAUCUGAGGGCGUUAGGAGGGUCCCCAUGGCUGUGUCCUGCUGCCUGAGGUGGAAGUCGGCCUGCGCUGAAGGUGAGGGGGCGGGAGGGGAAAGGCAGCCUUGUGGGACAUCUGUGCGACAGCCACAGCCCCGGGUCAGGGCCAGUGAUGGUAGAAGCCGCUGGCUGCGAAGCGGGAGGCGUGUCUGGGCGGCACAGGAGUGAGGGGUGUAUUAGUUAGAAGCUCUGAGGUGAGGGGCUGGGGCUGGCAGGUGGACCCGGUGGACUAGUGGGAAGGCUCUGCACAGAAGCCCGUCACUGGGACACUUUGCUCCCCUAGCCUGGCUUUCAAGAACUUUCCGUGUGGGACACCCAGACGUGCUCGGGGCUCACACCUAGCUCUGCCCAGAGGUCACUCCUGGAGGGUCCUGGGGGCCGUAUGCAUUGAAACCAGUUGCUUGUGUGCCAGGCCAGUGCCUUAACCCCUCAACUCCCUGGCCUGCUCUUUGCCACCAGUCCACAGCCAGGCUCUGGUGGACACUUGCCUCGGGGCCUGGCUCUCCGACUCCCAGGCCACCCCCACCAGCUGCUUACCUAUUUGUUGUUGCUUUUUUUCCUUUUUGGGUCACACCUGGCGAUGCACAGGGGUUACUCCUGGCUUGUGCAUUCAGCAAUCACUCCUGGCAGUGCUUGGGGGACCAUAUGGAAUGCUGGGAAUUGAACCCAGGUUGGCCAUGUGCAAGGCAAACGCCCUAUCCCCUGUGCUAUUGCUCCAGCCCCUCCUGUUGCUUUUGAAGAUCAAACUGGGGGCUCCCAUAUGCAGAGCAGGACAUCCACUUUUCUGGUGGAGCAUGAUGGCUCUCUGUGCGGUCCCAGGAACGUGGCUGUUCUGUGCCCACACCCAGUACGAUAUAGUGGACACGGUUGAUUUGGGACGCCUGGCAGCUGUGGGCUGGGGUCACGUGGCUACACAGGAACCCAGCUGUGUUCAGAAUUGCCACCAUCACCAGCCUACGUCAGGCCGAGGCGGGAGCUCUGAUUGGAGGCUGGGUUCUGGCCACCCGGACUCCCCAGGAGAGCCCAGCUUAGGUUCUUGACCGCUCUCAGGCCUGCAGGUCUCUCCUCAGAUGCCCACACAUGGUGUCAGGUGACAGUACUGGGCAUCAGCAAGGCCUCCCAAGCUCCUGCUUCAGAGCCUAACUGGCCAUGGGUGAGUCCCCCAUCGGGGCCACACAGCUGUGCCCAGUCCUGCACCCUCCUCAGCUGCUCCCUUCUGCAGGGACCCUUUGUGGGCAUCAGCCUAGCCUGGGGGUGCGGCCAGGACGCGGCAAGGACAGCAGGCCUGCGAGCCCUCCCUUAGGGCAAGAGCAAGAGCCAGGCAGUGACCAUGGGUGCAACUGUCAGAGCUCACAUUGCUGUGGCCCGGAG